Molecule: messenger RNA, 851 nt
Organism: Homarus americanus (American lobster)
Lineage: Eukaryota; Metazoa; Arthropoda; Malacostraca; Decapoda; Nephropidae
Product: mitochondrial inner membrane protease ATP23 homolog
Biological process (GO): mitochondrial protein processing; mitochondrial proton-transporting ATP synthase complex assembly
Cellular component (GO): extrinsic component of mitochondrial inner membrane
Molecular function (GO): metalloendopeptidase activity
Source: RefSeq, a predicted model, not a curated record
AGUCGGGCGGCUGAGUCGUGUUGUGAGUGUUAGUAAGCGAGUGAAGUGACGUGAAGAUGGAGACCGACACCGCCUCUACCCCAGAAGAAGAAAGAUGGGGCUUUGACUUGUAUCCAGAGCGACGGGGAGCGAAAUACCAGCCAUCCUUUACCAAGAUUGCCCUUCUGGGAGAAGGCAGGGAGAACAUAGACAAGAUAAAGUGUGAGAAAAAUGUAUGGGGUUGUGUACAAAACAGUCCUUUGGUGAAGUUGAUGAUGUCAGCCCUCAAGUCAUCUGGCUGUGAAGUGGAUCUCACACGACACAUCUCCUGUGAAGUGUGCGAUGUGUCUGUCAGUGGAGGCUAUGAUUCUGAGCUGAACCAAGUUGUGAUCUGUCAGAAUGUGACGAGAUCAGAAGGUAUGACCCAGGGAGUGUUGACCCAUGAGCUGAUACACAUGUUUGAUUACUGCCGCAAUAAACUUGACUUCAAAAACCUGGAGCACUUAGCCUGCACCGAGAUAAGAGCUGCCAACCUGGCCCACUGCUCCUUUCUCUCCGCAUUUUCUCAGGGUGACGCUUCGCCUAUUAAAAUUGCCAAAGCUCACCAGGAAUGUGUAAAAAACAAGGCUGCAUUCUCUGUGAUGGCUGUUCGAAUAAGUGAGGCAGAGGCACGAGAGGUGGUCGACAGAGUGUUUGACAGGUGUUACAAUGAUCUCGAACCCAUCGGAAGACGUAUACGAAGAAAUUCUUUAGACAUGCAUAAAGCAUAUAAGGAGCGCUAUGCUUAUGGAUAUGAUUAGGUUAUGGAUCUUGUAUAUAAUCUUUAAUAUUUCCAGAUGUGUAUAUUGUAACUAAACUAAUGGUUAUAAAUA